AUGGGCACUCCUCCUGAUUGGGAAGGGAGAGUGAUUGGCUUUAAGGAGUUUAAGUCUACUUGGUAUGAAGCUUUACAAACUGCUGAACAUUUUCGCAAGCAAGGGGUUAGAUUACCCCAAAUCUUUUAUGUCUUACUCGGCAAACCCGGAGUGGGUAAAUCAGAAAUUAGCCAAAGGUUAGCCCAAGCUUUAAAGAGACCCAUUCAAAUCAUUAAUGUCGGAGGCAUGGACGACGGAGGAGAGUUGGAAGGCAAGAGAGCUACUUUACAAUCAGCUAACUAUGGCAAGAUGAUGGAAGCCUUUGCUGAACGUUCCUUUUUAGCCGAAAUCACCAUUCAAGACCUGGAAAGAGAAAUCCAAGAAAUUAAAACCCGUAAAGAAACUAUCAACCCAGGCACAGAUAACCAAAAAAGGAAAUCCAAGAAUGAAAAGAAGACAACCAAAAAAGACAAAGCCAAGGCAAAGAACCCCGUAAAACCAAGAAAAAAGCUUACCGGAGCCGAAGCCCCUGAAAGGUUUUUGGAGAUGUGUAUCACGGAAACUUGGGGUAUUCGGGGAGGGAUGAAUAAUUUACAGAAAGUGAUGUUGUUUUUGGUGGGUUUGGAGGUGAAAGGGAUUGCUAACCAAUUAACCGACCUUGCUAACUUUGCCGAGAUUGAAGAGACCCCAGCCGAAGACUAUCUGAAAAAAGAAAGUGGAGUAAUCAAACUAACCUAUGAGCUAGGUGGUGAAAAAAGACACUUAACCCUCACUAAAAGGAUUGGCAUCGAACCCCGAACCAUUAAAGAAGACGACCGAGAAAUAAUCGUUAAGGAAAUCAUUACUGGCAAAGACAUUGAAACCAAUAAGCCUUUUGUGGCAGACUGA
Molecule: messenger RNA, 867 nt
Organism: Entrophospora sp. SA101
Lineage: Eukaryota; Fungi; Glomeromycota; Glomeromycetes; Entrophosporales; Entrophosporaceae
Source: the annotation of a GenBank genome assembly